Fusarium odoratissimum NRRL 54006 is the source of this 2043-nucleotide messenger RNA. RefSeq lists its product as uncharacterized. Lineage: Eukaryota; Fungi; Ascomycota; Sordariomycetes; Hypocreales; Nectriaceae. The record is from RefSeq and is a predicted model, not a curated record. The coding region runs from base 195 to 1925 and encodes 576 amino acids. The transcript has a single exon.
GGUUGAGCCUUGCAAAUUCUAAUUAUGGUUAUGUGCUCGUCCCGCCCAUUUCUUUCUGCUUCUGUCCUCCUGUGACUUUCGUUGCAUGUGCUCAUGAUCCGUUGCUUUCCAUCUUUAUGAUCUCUCUUCCGUUCUUUGUUACACUACCUUAAUCAAUCCUUUCGUUAAUACCUCCCAAAGGCGGGUCAUUGACCAUGGCCUGGAAAGUCAUCCUACCUGUGUUUGUCUUCAUCAUUCUCACGUCUGCUGCCCAGAUCCCUCGAGAAAUCCAAUGGACAGACGACACAUUUGGACCUGAUGGUCCUUGGCGUGGUGUCAACGUCCAGAUUGGAAGCAGUCCCACUUCCAUUUCCCUAUAUCCUGGCGGAACCUGGGAAACAUGGCUUAUCAGCGAUGAUUAUUGCGAGCGAGGAACUUGCUAUGCUUCGAAAGCGGGUACUUACGACAAAAGAACCGGUGAUCGAACUGGCUUGAAUAUUCUCGUGGAACUGGAUGGUUUCAUGCAAGGCGUGAACCUCGAAGGCGACACGAGUAUUCGCUACAGAGACGACAUAAUGUUUGGUGAGAUCAACACCGUCAACUCGACUAUUGCUCUGCUUGAUGCGCAGAAGAUUAAAUAUCCGGGUGGUCAGACCGUACCGUUCUUCGCGGGCUGUCUGAGUUUGGGCGGUCCAAAAUCCGUCAACCAAUCUUUUGAACAACCUGAUGGGAGACCUGCUACCAAUGGCAGUAUGCCACCUGGAUGGUUUUGGGAGAACGAGUACACGCCCUCCAAUUCUUAUGGCAUGCACAUCGGGUCCGUCAAGCCAUCCAUAGCUGGGUCUCUCUGGUUCGGUGGUUACGACAAGAACCGCGUUAUUGGGGAAGUCCUUACCUUGAGUGGAAGUCCGAGAGGUGAUGGAAUCACACUUUGGGAUAUUGCUAUCGAAGGUGUUGGCGAUCACUCGCCAUUUACUUCCAAGUCCAAGGGUGAUCUCUUGGCCAAGGGCAACUCUUCCAUCAGCAGCGGUCUUAAGGUCACUGUGGACGGAUGCUCCCCAUACCUCACCCUUCCAAAGUCCACUUGCGACAACAUCGCCGAACACCUUCCCGUCAACUUUAAUUCGGAUCUUGGCCUUUAUAUAUGGGACACAAAAUCAGACCAAUACGACAAAAUCGUCAACUCCGCGACCGCUCUAUCAUUCUCGUUCAUAUCAGACACAAACACCGACCCCGUCAAGAUCAGAGUUCCAUUCAUGCAUCUCAACCUCACUCUUUCUGAACCGAUUGUCGACAACCCUAUCCCCUACUUCCCAUGUCAUGUAAACAACAAUGGAAGAUACGUCCUUGGAAGAUCAUUCCUACAAGAUGCCUUCGUCGGAGCGAAUUGGCAUCCUGAUGCCAACUCCUGGUGGCUGGCUCAAGCACCCGGUCCCAGAGUUCAAGCCACGACAGACGUCACGUCAAUUGAGAUCAAAGAUAAGACUAUCAGCAAGGGUGGAAACAACUGGGAAGCUUCAUGGAAAGGUGUCUGGGACGAUGAGCCAGCGCCAUCGCCAUCGAGCACUCCAACCAAAGCGGCCAGUCCCUCAGAACAAGAUGAAGUCGAGUUGAAACCUUCCAUGCCGACCGCCACAAAGGUUGGAAUUGCCGUAGGGGCAGGUGCUGCACUCUGUCUCAUCGCUCUAGGUCUGGGCAUUUACUUCUGGCAACGGCGCCGUAGAGCUCAAGGCCAACAGUCUGAGACUCAAUCGUCGCUUUAUAAAGAUAACUCUGAUGGCUUUUCGGUAAAGUGGCCUAGUGAUCUACCACCACAGGAAUUGCACGUUCCUAGGCAUAAGCUGCCUCCAUAUGAGAUGUCAGCAGAUGAGAGACGGAUAUGUGAGAUGUACGUUCAUGAGUCACAGCAGAAACGACCAUUGACGCAGCGAUACGAGUUGGCUUGAGCUUGAGCGAGUUUUUGAAGCGAAAACUGUUAUUUAUGAUUUCUUCGUACCAUUAAUGAUUAUAUUAGAAUAGAUAAUUGCUUAUAACAUUGUACCUUUAAAUUUGGUCGUCACUGGA